Messenger RNA from Betta splendens (Siamese fighting fish), 2603 nucleotides. It is a transcript of the gene rorc, whose product is annotated as RAR-related orphan receptor C. Gene Ontology annotation, cellular component: nucleus. The record is from RefSeq and is a predicted model, not a curated record. Lineage: Eukaryota; Metazoa; Chordata; Actinopteri; Anabantiformes; Osphronemidae. Gene Ontology annotation, molecular function: RNA polymerase II cis-regulatory region sequence-specific DNA binding; nuclear receptor activity; zinc ion binding. Gene Ontology annotation, biological process: regulation of transcription by RNA polymerase II.
UGGGGGGUGCAUUAAAUUCUAUCAGGACGAACCACACGAAAGAAGAGGUGUGCUGCCGGAGAGCGGAGGCGACCGGACGCUGCGGGCUGGAGACAUGAGCGGCGGGUCGCGGGAGCUGCCGUGAGGACGCGGAGGAGGAGGCGGAGGAGGAGGAGGCGACAUGGCACCGCACGUUUUCAAAUGCCUGCGUCGGCCCGGGCGCUAGAAGAAGCAACAGAGUGUGCGCGUGCGCUCGACCACCCGGCGUGUUGACGGGAGAGUUAUGGAAUAUGAGGAGCCGGACGCGGCCUCUGCUGACGGCGCCGUUAAAAGAGGAGGAGUUGUGUCCAAGAAGACUCAUUUAACCCAGAUUGAAGUUAUCCCAUGCAAGAUCUGUGGCGAUAAGUCCUCUGGCGUUCAUUAUGGAGUCAUCACCUGCGAGGGCUGCAAGGGGUUCUUCCGCCGCAGCCAGCUGCCCACCGUGUCCUACUCCUGCUCCAGGCAGAGCAACUGUCAGAUCGACCGGGCCAGCCGCAACCGCUGCCAGCACUGCCGCCUGCAGAAGUGCUUGGCCCAGGGCAUGAGCCGAGACGCGGUGAAGUUCGGCCGCAUGUCCAAGCGUCAGCGCGACUCCCUGAACGCUGAAGUGGAGAAACACCGGCAGCAGCAGCAGCAGCAUCAGCAGCAGCAGCAGCAGCAGCAUCAGCAGCAGCAGCUCCAGGGCGACACCCACAGCCUGCUGUCCUUCCCCGCCAAGGCCCGUGCGGACCGCUCCCCCCAGCUGCCCCCGGCCCUGGCCUCCUACGCCUUCCCUGGGGACACGGAGCUGCUGCCCUACGGCGCCGACGUGCAUCCCUACCUCGUGUGCUCCCCCAGCGACUCCCAGGUGCCAGGGAUGAUCUACCGCACCUCCGGUGUCUCCCAUGCAUCCCGAUCCCAGGGGAGGGGGGACAACGGCGCACACCCUGACAUUAGAGGGUUCGACUCUCACGCCCGACAGCCGUCCCACGAGCUGAUGGCCAUCCACUCCUACCGGGCCCUGGAGGACCCCUACGUCUUCUAUCCCCACUCUGUGCGGAUCACAGACGAGCUGUGCGCCAGCAUCGUGCGCUCCCACAGGGACACCAGCCAGUACCGGGUGGAGGAGCUGCCUGCGCUGCGCUGGAAGCUGUUCUGCAGGGAGGAGAUCCAGGUCUACCAGGGCAAAUCGGUGGACGCGAUGUGGCAGCACUGUGCCGCUCGACUGACCGACGCCGUGCAGUACGUGGUGGAGUUCGCGAAGCACAUCCCGGGUUUCCGCAUGCUGAGCCAGAACGACCAGAUCGCUCUCCUUAAGACAGGCUCCAUGGAGGUGGUUCUGGUCCGGAUGAGUCGCUUCUUCAACACAGAGAACAACACCGUCUUCUUCGACGGGAAAUUUGCUGGAGCUGAAGCCUUUAAGUCUCUGGCGUGUGGUGAUUUAAUCACGGCCGUGUUUGACUUCGCUCACGGCAUGUGCGCUCUGAAGCUCACCGAGCAGCAGAUCGCUUUCAGCGCUCUGGUGCUGAUCAACGCAGACCGCCCAUGUCUGGAGGACAGAGGCAGGGUCCAGCGGGUGCAGACCAGUGUCGAGCUGGGACUCAAGCAGAUUCUCCAUCGGGACAACCAGGACAGCCUGAUGCCCAAGCUGUACCAGAGGAUGGCAGUGCUGCGCUCCCUGUCCAGCCUGCACAUGGAGAAGCUGCGCUGGUUCUGUCAGCGGUACCCGCUGACGGCCCACUCGCUCUUCCCGCCGCUCUACAAGGAGCUGUUCGCCUCGGAGACGGAGGCCGCGCCGGGGACCACGCACUGACCGCGAACCACCACAUGCAGAGACAUAGACCACUCGUAAUUUCUUUUGUGGCAGAAUCUAUUUUUCUAAUGAUGAACGUAAUUAAGAUACUUUUAAACAUACAUAGCGGUAUUUUCCUAGCUUAAUCUACUUGAUUAUUCCAGGGAGACGUGUUGUUCUACGGCAGGACUGUAUCUGAGCGCGUCAUCAGUGGGGUGCGUUCAUUUUCUGUGUGCUCCAACUACUGUCAGUACAUCCACAACCAGAGAUUCACAGAGAACAGCCGUCACCCAAACGUGUCCUUGGAGUACGAAGCACUGAUCCACGGCACUAAAGUGACUUUCUGUGUGUAGCUUGUCUCUUCAUGAUGUCUUAGGUACAAAUAAAUAAAAGCACCAGGCAAUAAAACAAGCUUGAGACUUUCCCUAAUGAUCUUUCCGACGCUGGGAAAUUAGUGAGUCAUUAAUGUUGAACACACCCCAAACCAGAUUUGUUUGUGCAUUUCUAUGGCAACGUUUUGUUUCUCCCCGGGCUGACGAUGUCGCAGACCGACUAGCUGAAAUGAUUCAUUUUACAAGCUUUUAUAUUUUUCAGGCUUUGAAAACAUUUUGCAUUAAAUAUAGAACACCUCUCUUCCUCUGUGUGCAAAUCUUUCGUUUGUUUUGUCUACAUAUCUUUGAAUAAAACUAUUAGCGAAGAGGACCGGCUCAGAGGUCUCAGCAUUAAGUACUGUAUAUCUGGAUGUAGUCUGCUUCUGUCCUGGAACAGAUGUAAUGGUCUUCUAAUAAACUGCUGAGGCUGUGAAAAUCAUGAA